AUGUCGGAUUGGGUGUCCUACUACCGGAGCGAGGGGCCGCAGGAGGAAGAGGAGGAGGAGGAGCAGGACGAGGAGAAGGCUGAGGCGGUCGGGGAUUACAAGUUCUUAGGUCGAGACAGCCUCAUUUUCUUAGUGGAUGCGUCCAAGGGCAUGUUUGAGCCCGACGGGGACGGUGCGACUCCCUUUGACAUGACCAUCCAGUGCAUCUGGAGUGUGUACACCAACAAAAUCAUUAGUAGUGACAGGGACCUGUUGGGUGUGGUGUUUUAUGGUACGGAAGAGAACAAGAACUCGGCAGAUUUCAAGCACGUCUAUGUUCUUCAGGAGCUGGACAAUCCAGGUGCAAAGCGAGUCCUAGAGCUGGACAAAUACAGGGGAGACAAAGGACAAGUCCUUUUCCGUGACACCUUUGGCCACAGCACUGACUAUUCACUGGGUGAAGCACUCUGGGCCUGCUCUAAUCUCUUCAGUGAUGUCCGAGUCAGACUGAGCCACAAAAGGAUUAUGCUCUUCACCAAUGAGGAUGACCCUCAUGCCAAUGACAGUGUUAAAGCCAAGAUGGCCAGGACCAGAGCUGGUGAUCUGAGAGACACAGGUAUCAUCCUGGACUUGAUGCACUUGAAGAAGCCUGGAGGGUUCGAUAUCUCUUUGUUCUACAGGGAUAUAGUGAACAUAGCAGAGGAUGAGGACCUUGGGAUCCAACCUGAGCAGUCAGAGAAACUGGAACAUCUCAUGAAGAAAGUACGAGCAAAGGAGACAAAGAAACGUACUUUAGCCAGGUUAAAUCUGUAUCUGAACAAAGAUCUGUCGCUUUCUGUCGGUGUUUACAACCUUCUUCACAAAGCUUAUAAGCCCUACCCAGUGAAGCUUUAUCGGGAAACUAAUGAACUGGUUAAAAUAAAAACAAGGAUGUUUAAUGCAAAAACCGGCAGUUUGCUCCUGCCUAGUGACACAAAAAGGGCUCAGACAUAUGGAAACCGCCAGAUUGUGCUGGAGAAAGAGGAAACAGAAGAAUUGAGACGCUUUGGUUCUGCAGGCUUGUAUCUGAUUGGCUUCAAACCACUGUCAAUGCUAAAACAGCACCACCAUAUCAGGCCCUCCCAGUUCAUCUACCCUGAGGAGUCCCUAAUAAGUGGAAGUACAACGCUAUUUAAUGCCUUGUUAAUGAAAUGCCUGGAGAGGGAAAUGAUGAUACUGUGCAGAUAUACCGCCCGGCAGAACACCCCUCCUCGCUUUGUGGCCCUGGUUCCCCAGGAGGAAGAAGUGGAUGAGCAGAAAGUGCAGAUAGCUCCUCCAGGCUUCCACAUCAUCUUCCUGCCAUACGCAGAUGACAAGCGGAAGGUUGAUUUUACAGAAAAGGUGCCAGCCAGUCGAGAGCAGGUGGACAAAAUGAAGGAAAUAGUUCAAAAACUCCGUUUCAAAUACAGGAUUGACAGCUUUGAGAACCCAGUUUUGCAGCAGCACUUCAGGAAUCUGGAGGCUUUGGCGCUGGAUAUGCUCGAACCAGAACAAGCUGAGGAUCUUACAAUGCCAAAGGUUGAAGAGAUGAAUCGCAGGUUGGGCAACCUGGUGGAGGAAUUUAAACAGCUGGUUUAUCCCCCUGACUACAAUCCCAAUGGGAAGGCUGUAAAGCAAAACCAAGCUUCUGAUGGUCCAGCGAAGAAGAGGCUCAAGGUAGAAAUCUCAAAAGAUGAGCUGCAGAGUCAUGUACAGAAGGGCACUCUGGGCAAGCUUACUGUACCUGUUCUGAAGGAUGCAUGCAGGCUUUAUGGGCUGAAGGGUGGAGGGAAGAAGCAGGAGCUCAUGGAUGCAUUAACUGAAUACUUUAAGGAGCACUGAGCAGGAGUGGAAGGCCCUGGUUGACUUCAAUCUGCUUAAAAUUGUGGUUG
Messenger RNA from Nestor notabilis (Kea), 1889 nucleotides. It is a transcript of the gene XRCC6, whose product is annotated as X-ray repair complementing defective repair in Chinese hamster cells 6. Gene Ontology annotation, cellular component: nucleus; Ku70:Ku80 complex. Bases 1 to 1839 code for a protein of 612 amino acids. The record is from RefSeq and is a predicted model, not a curated record. Lineage: Eukaryota; Metazoa; Chordata; Aves; Psittaciformes; Psittacidae. Gene Ontology annotation, molecular function: damaged DNA binding; telomeric repeat DNA binding; DNA helicase activity. The transcript is spliced from 12 exons. Gene Ontology annotation, biological process: cellular response to gamma radiation; telomere maintenance; double-strand break repair via nonhomologous end joining.